This is a messenger RNA of Gymnodraco acuticeps, 7728 nucleotides long. RefSeq names its product tenascin. Lineage: Eukaryota; Metazoa; Chordata; Actinopteri; Perciformes; Bathydraconidae. Bases 35 to 7132 code for a protein of 2365 amino acids. Gene Ontology annotation, molecular function: protein binding. The record is from RefSeq and is a predicted model, not a curated record. The transcript is spliced from 28 exons.
UUUUUAAAUACAUCAACGUCCCACAUCAUCUAGCAUGGGUGCACGAGGCAUUCUGGGCUGCCUCCUCCUGACUGCUUUGCUCAGCUUAUCAAAUGCCGGGCUCGUGAAGAAAAUCCUCCGGCAUCGACGACAGACUCUGGAAUCCCCUAAAAAAGGACAUAACAUCACGCUCCCCAGUGCGGACCGUCCUGUAGUUUUCAACCACGUCUAUAACAUCAAUGUUCCUGCCAGUGCCCUGUGCUCGGAGGAUGUGGACACUCCAGAGAGUACGGACCUCCAUCCUACAAAUGCAGCAGUCGUUUCAGGCCUUCCCGGGACUGAGCACACAGUCAAUGGGGAGAACCAGAUCGUCUUCACCCACCGUAUCAACAUACCACGACGGGCCUGUGGCUGUACUGACGACAUGCCCGGCCUGAAAGAGCUCCUAAGCCGACUGGAAAUGCUCGAGGGAGAAGUUUCAACACUUAGAGAUCAGUGCGGCAGUUCACAGGUCACAGGUAAGUUGGGAACUAAACCCUACUGCAGUGGUCAUGGGAACUACAGCACUGAAACCUGUGGCUGUAUAUGUGAGCCGGGCUGGAAACCACCCAACUGCUCUGAUCCCGAGUGUCCUAAUGACUGCCAGGACCGGGGCCUCUGCGUUGGCGGAAAGUGUGUGUGCUUCAAGGGAUUCACCGGAAAGGACUGCGCACUCGACGACUGCCCUGUGGACUGCGGUACAUACGGCCAGUGUGUGGGAGGUGAAUGCAUCUGCUCCUAUGGUUACUAUGGCGAAGACUGCUCUCAAACCAAGUGCCUCAACAACUGCCAAGGCCGUGGCCGCUGUGAAGACGGAGACUGCGUUUGUGAUGAACCCUGGACUGGCCCUGACUGCUCUGAACUCAUCUGCCCCAAAGCCUGCUAUGACCGUGGACGCUGCGUGAAUGGUACCUGCUACUGCAAUGAGGGGUUCACCGGGGAGGACUGUGGAGAGCACACCUGUCCCAACAACUGCCUCAGUAAUGGUUACUGUGUAGAUGGCAAAUGCGUGUGCGCUGCCGGCUUCAAUGGAGAGGACUGCUCUCGAGUUAUAUGCCUCAACGACUGUAACGACAGAGGUACGUGCUUCAACGGGAUGUGUAUCUGCGAUGCGGGCUAUCAAGGCGCAGACUGCAGCCAGUUAGCAUGCCUCAACAACUGUAACAACAGAGGCCAGUGCAUAAACGGGCAAUGUGACUGCGAUGUUGGUUUCCAGGGAGAUGAUUGCUCUGAGCUUUCCUGUCCAAAUGACUGCCGGCACAGGGGGCGCUGUGUGAACGGCCAGUGUGUGUGCGAGGAGGGCUUUGCUGGUGAGGACUGCAGCAUCAGGACCUGCCCUUCAAACUGCUACGGCCGCGGUGAGUGUAUCAAGGGGCGUUGUGUGUGUCAUUCAGGCUUCACCGGUGAGGACUGUGCUGAGCUUAGCUGCCCUAACAAUUGCCAGAACCGCGGCCGAUGCAUCGAUGGGCAGUGUGUUUGUGAUGAAGGCUUCAGUGGGGAGGCCUGUGGUCAGAAAGCUUGUCCCAACGACUGCCUGGCCCGGGGUUCCUGCGUCGACGGCAAGUGCAUCUGUCCGGAAGGCUACUCGGGAGACGACUGCUCUGUGCACGCCUGCCCAGGUGACUGCAACAACAGGGGACACUGUAUCAAUGGAAAGUGCACGUGUGAGGCUGGAUAUGAAGGGGAAAGCUGUGCAGACCUUAGCUGCCCCAACAACUGCCAGGACAAAGGCCACUGUGAGAACGGACAGUGCGUAUGCGAUGAGGGAUACAUCGGAGAAGACUGCUCAGAAGUGUCUUCUCCGAAGGACCUUACUUUAGGCGAGGUCACCCCUGACACGGUGGACCUGAACUGGGAAAACGAGAUGCUGGUAACAGAGUACCUUGUGACGUAUGUGCCCACCAGAACUGGUGGUCUUCAACAAGAGUUCAUUGUGCCAGGAGACAAAACUGCUGCCACCGUCAAAGAGCUUGAGCCUGGCAUCGAGUAUCUGAUCAGUGUCUACGCUGUUCUAAGCAACAAGAAGAGCAUCCCCGUCAGUGCGCGGGUGGCAACAGCACUUCCACAGCCAGAGGGUUUAAUCUUCAAAUCAGUGAGAGAGAGCUCUGUGGAGGUGAUGUGGGACCAGGUGGACAUCUCCUUUGAUGGCUGGGAGAUCUAUUUCCGCAAUACGAAAGAAGAAAAUGGAAAAAUCGUGAGCACCCUUCCACCUGAUCAAAACCAGUUUAUCCAGUCAGGACUUGGACCAGGACAGGAGUAUGAAGUCUCUGUUAACAUCAUCAAGAACAACACAAGAGGACCCCAGACAAUUGAAAAAGUCAUGACCAAGAUUGACGGCCCCCGGCAGGUGGAGGUGAAGGACGUGACGGACUCCUCUGCUCUGGUCAGCUGGUCUCUGCCGGUGGCUCCGAUGGACAGACUCACCUUGGCCUACAGGCCUAGCUCUGAGCCUUCACAAGAAGCCAUAGUGGGGGUUUCCAUCCCGGAGACUCAGUACAGCAUUGACAGCCUGAAGCCAGACACCGAGUACACCGUGUCGCUCAUCUCCAGGCGCACAGACGUCUCCAGUGACCCUGUCAUUGCCACGUUCACUACAGCCCUGGAUGCACCCAAGGACCUGAAGGCCGUGUCACAGACAGACGAGAGCAUCACCCUGCAGUGGACCAACAGUCAGGCUGAUGUUGGCAACUAUCUGGUGAAAUACACUCCCCUCUCUGGAGCCACUCAUGGGGAGGAACUGUUUCCUCGAGGGCCAGGAGACACCACAAAAGCUACUAUCACUGGGCUGAAGCCAGGGACGGAGUAUGGGAUUGGUGUGACGGCGGUGAAGAAUGACAGAGAGAGCUUCCCUGCUACUACAAAUGCAGCAACUGAUAUCGAUCCUCCCAGAGAUUUCAAAGAAAUUGAGUCAACAGAGACCUCCCUCACGCUGAGCUGGCAGAAACCUCAGGCCAAGGUCGGUGCCUACAGUCUGGUGUACGUCUCCAGGGAUGGAGAGGUGGAGCAGGUGGAGAUCCCGCCCACUGAGACCAGCCAUGUCUUGUACAACCUGAUUCCUGGAAUGAGCUACACCGUCACUUUAGCUGCUGAGAGGGGGCUCAAGAGGAGCACACCGGUCACAUUAUCUGCAACCACAGCCACUUUUACAUUUUAUUUAGCAGACUCAGACGACCGUGAUCUAAUGACUCCUUCAGGCUCGGAGGACAAUGUCAUUAGCUUUGUGCAUUUAGAUCCCUCAGAGUCCCAGUUUUCAGUUGAGACGGAGCCCGAGGAGGAGCAUGGGAAGUUGACUAUCUCGGGCAUCACGCCUGACGGAUUUGACCUCUCUUGGGAACUGAAGGCUCAUAGUGUCUAUGAUAGUUUGGCAGUAGAAUAUAAAGACACUCAGCGGUUAUGGGAUGUGAGAGAAGUCCAACUUCCCGGAGAUGCCACUGGCUUUAGAAUCGAGGGACUGAAUGCAUCGAAAGAAUAUCAAAUAAAACUUUAUGGAAAUAUCAAUAGCCAAAGAUCUUCGCUACUUGAAGCUGUUGCAGUCACAGCACCCAAACCUACCUCUCCAGAUGUUCUUAUGAUGAGCGUGAAAGAUGCUCCAACAACUGCUCUGGAUACUGAAGCAGUUCGAAACCCAGAUCCCCUCCGUCCCCUAAACACUUCUGAUACUGAAGUGAUGAGUUCUGGGGCUGAGCCUGAGAGCUCCAUCCUGGUAGUAUUGGGAGACCUCACAGUCAAUGUGUCUUCCACCGGCUUAAGCCUGGCGUGGUCGGCGCCUGACAAGGCUUUUGAAAGCUUUUUGGUGGAGCUCAGAGCUCCAUCAGGGCCAACAGAGGCUCAUGUAACCACACUUCCAGGAGGUGUGAGAAAGGCUGAAAUAGAGGGAUUGUCCCCCUCCACAAAAUAUAAUAUUACAGUUCAAGGGCUGGUGGAAGGGAAGCGGUCUUUACCUCUCACAGUUUUUGCUACUACAGAGGAGCUGAAGCCCAUGGUGGGGAACCUCACCAUCUCUGACAUUACAUGGGACGGCUUCACUGCGUCCUGGAGCCCCAUGGGUGGGGAAUUUGAAAGCUUUGUCAUUGAGGUAACAAACUUGGAUAAUUUCAAAGAGAGCCAGAACCUCAGUCUGUCCGGAGAUGCUUUCAGCCUGGGCCUCUCCGGACUCAACCCCAACACCAGCUACAUGGUUGGCCUGUUUGGGAUGUAUCAGGGCUCCUUCCUGGAACCCGUGUACACUGAAGCCACCACAGUGCAUCUACCAGUGCUUGGAGAACUUUAUAUCUCUAACUUAACGUCAGAGAGCUUUUCAAUCUCCUGGAACGGCACUGAUGGCAAAUUUGAUGGUUAUAUCCUGGAGAUAAUUGAUUCUGAUUGGCUAACGGAGCCAAAGGAAUAUAACAUUUCCCACAAUGCAAAGUCCCAUGACGUCAAAGGGCUCAGGCCCACCACUGACUAUGUAGCCUACUUCUAUGGGACAUACAAGGGAUCCCGAACAAGUGCUGUCAGUAUUGUUGCAUCAACAGCUGAAGAGCCUGAUUUGUCCAAGCUAGUUGUUUCAAACAUUACCUCAGACAGAUUUUCUCUGUCGUGGCGGACAGGAGAGAAGGCUUUUGAUAACUUUAUAGUAGAAGUCAGAGAGUCUGCUUUGCCCUCGCAGGCAAUGGGGCGCGCUCUGCCCAGAGACGUGCACUCCACAGUCAUGGCCGGGCUCAAAGCCAGCACAAGCUACAACAUAAAGCUGUACGCCAGCGCUGGUGGCCAGAACACACAGCCCCUGUUUGAAGUAGCUACAACAGAGGACGUCCCACUGUUGGGGCCCCUAGCUGCUUCAUCCGUGAGCCCACAUAACCUCAGCCUGUCCUGGAGCACUGUGUCAGGUCACUUUGAUGGCUUUGUUAUCCGGGUCAGUGACCCUGAGCAGCAGUCUGAUACACUGGAGUUCAGACUGCCUCGUGACGCCCGUAACUUAACGGUCUCUAGCCUGAUGGAUGCCACAGGCUAUGAUAUUGAACUGUAUGGUAUCUCUCAUGGGCGCCAAACUGCCACUGUAUUAACCCACGCCGUCACAGCGCCUUUGCCUGGAGUGGAAAACUUGAGCAUUUCCAGAAUCACCCCCUUCGGCUUCCGUGUGUCGUGGGAGGUGAAGCAGCAGGAGGCUUUAGCCCCCUCUAGUGGCGGCUUCAGGCAUUUUCAAAUAGUGGUGACAGACUCCGGCUGGCUGCUGGAGCCUCAGGAGUUCACUGUGCCGGGAAACCAAAGUGACCUGGACAUCUGGGGCCUCAUCACCGGCAUAGGCUAUGAGGUCAGGCUGACCGGGGUGUCAGAGUCAGGGCUCCUCUCUCGGCCUCUCACUACAGUGGCUGUGACAGAGGCUGAGCCGGAGGUGGAGCAUCUUUUUGUGUCGGACGCCACGGCUGAAGGUUUUCGUCUGUCAUGGACGUCUGAUGAAGACUUGUUUGACAGAUUUGUGAUCAAAAUAAGAGACAGUAAAAGACUAGCCCACCCUCACGAGUACAGUGUCCGCGGUGAUGAAAGGACCAAGGUUUUAACUGGACUCAUGAGUGGCACCGAGUAUGAAAUAGAGCUUUCCGGUGUCACAUUGGAUCGACGCUCACAACCUAUUUUCGGGGUUGCUCAGACAGGCCUCAGUACUCCAAAUGGACUGAGCUUUUCUGAAGUGAUAGACUCCUCAGCUGUGGUCCACUGGUCCAUGCCUCGCUUUCCAGUGGAUAACUACAGAAUCACCUACGUGCCCUUUGAAGGAGGAAGCCCGCUGAUGGUGACUGUGGAUGGCGACGUGUUCGAGGCUCUGCUGCCCAAUAUGAGCCCAGGCAGAAAGUACCAGGUGACUGUGAGUGCUAUGAAGGGCCUGGAGGAAAGUGACCCCAACACUGACACUGUAAUCACAGCGCUGGACAGACCUCAGGGCCUGACUGCAGCUAAUGUCACUGACACGUCCGCCCUGCUGCUAUGGCAACCGUCUGUCGCCACUGUGGAUGGCUACAUCAUUACUUACAGUGCUGACUCGGUGUCCCCCGUGGUGGAGCAUGUUUCUGGGAACACGGUGGAGUUUGAGAUGGGCUCUCUGGUUCCUGCAACCCACUACACAGUUGGAGUUCACGCUAUGAGAGACGCUCAGAAGAGUGACUCUGCUGACACUGAAUUCACCACCGAUGUGGAUCCUCCUCAUGAUCUGAGGGCUAUUAACGUCCAAACUGACGGUGCGACUCUCACAUGGAAACCUCCGCAGGCGGCAGUGACUGGUUACAUUCUCACCUUUGACUCUGCUGAUGGAGUAAUCAGGGAAGUGGUGCUAAGCCCGACAGCGUCCUCUUAUAACAUGGCUCAGCUCACCGACUCCACAGAGUACAAUGUGAAACUCCAGGCCAUCGCUGGACCCCAGAGGAGUCGUCAUGUGACCACCGUCUUCACUACCAUUGGACAGUUGUACAGACACGCUAAAGACUGCGCUGAGAUUUUACUGAACGGAGAGACGACCUCUGGGCUUUACACCAUCAGCGUGGGAGGAGAGGAGAGCCAGCCCAUCCAGGUCUACUGUGACAUGACCACAGACGGAGGAGGCUGGAUGGUUUUCCUCAGACGGCAGAAUGGAAAGCUGGAGUUCUUCAGGAACUGGAAGAACUACACUGCUGGCUUUGGAAACAUGAGCGAUGAGUUCUGGCUGGGUCUUUCCAACCUUCAUAAAAUCACAAAUUCUGGCCAUUAUGAUCUGCGAGUGGACAUGAGGGAUGAAGGAGAAUCGGCCUACGCUCAGUACGACAAGUUCACGAUUGCAGAACCAAGAACCCGCUACAAAGUCUACAUGGGAGCGUACAGUGGAACAGCAGGGGACUCCAUGACGUACCACCAGGGUCGACCUUUCUCCACCUACGACAACGAUAACGAUAUUGCUGUCACCAACUGCGCCUUGUCCUACAAAGGAGCCUUUUGGUAUAAAAACUGUCAUCGUGUCAACCUCAUGGGGAAAUAUGGGGAUCUCAGUCACAGUAAGGGGAUCAACUGGUUCCACUGGAAGGGCCACGAACACUCAAUUGAAUUUGCAGAGAUGAAGAUUAGGCCGAAUAACUUCAGAAAUGUGGAGAACAGAAAAAAACGAUCAUAGACUUGUGUGAACCCCCUCCUCAUCUACACCCCAUCAGUCAUAAAUACAAAUGUUUAAUAAAAUACUCACGAAACAAAAGACAAUCACACUGAAUGUAAUUGCAUUUUGGCUGUGAGACAUGAACAUGGCAACAUUUCCACCAAAGAAGCAAACAGUGUUUUGUACAGCCAUCCCAGACUGGCACUGUUGGUAUGUGUGGUUAUAGAUAUUUGAAGGCAGCGCUAAGUCUGAUGAGCGUGAAUGGACAUGCACCAUGUGUUAUUUGGAUAAACAUCUGUAGUGAGGAAUUCAUUGUAAAAGUGUGUAAAUUCAUCCACUGAUCAGCAACAUGUCAAAGGCACAUAGUCAGAAUCACACCCCACAAGACAUUAUGUAUAAAUGUUGAAUCAGUUAAAUCCCUCUGUCAGAUAUUGACCAGGAUAAAUGAAGACAAUGAUACAUCAUAUUUAAUAUACUGAAAAAUAAACGUAUGUAUUUAAUGUAAAACCAACAGACCGUUUGGAGACCACUAACGUCACUACAUUCAUAUUUAAAUGUUUAAAGAAAGAUGCUCUGUAACCUUCAAUAAAAAUAAAAAUGAUAGUUUGAUAAAAGUC